Messenger RNA from Hordeum vulgare subsp. vulgare (domesticated barley), 1422 nucleotides. RefSeq lists its product as uncharacterized. The record is from RefSeq and is a predicted model, not a curated record. The coding region runs from base 16 to 828 and encodes 270 amino acids. NCBI's taxonomy places the organism in Eukaryota, Viridiplantae, Streptophyta, Magnoliopsida, Poales, Poaceae. The transcript has a single exon.
GUUGUUGCUGAGAUCAUGAAGCCAGUUAUAGAUGGAUCAGCUGUUUCGGGGGUGACUCGACAACAUGAUGCCGACACAAGUGUGACUACUGCUGAUCCCGUGAUUAACGUCGACGAGGGCAACCAUGACCAUGCUGCAAUCACAGAGUUGGUGGAGCGGGAUGGGAGCAACGUGCAUGACCAUGUUGACCAGAUUACUGAUUCUUGCACAUCUGCUCCUGAGAUCGAUGCUGAUGGGAGGAAAGGGCUGCAAAUAGAAGCACUGACUACUGAGCCUGAAGUAUUGGAUGGAAGCGAUUGUGAAGCGACUUCUAAAGGACCUUCAGAAGAGGAAGUUGUUGCAAAUGGGCUUGGUUGUGCCAAGGACACUGCUGACACUUCUUUGGAGCUUAAGGGACAGAGCGAAGUUGCCUCUGGUGUUGUUGAAGUGGAAGACAUAGUAGGAAAGGAUGGUGAGGGGGACUUGCAUGAUGGCCGCACGGCUGUUGUCCUCUCAUCUGACGAGGAAUCAAAACCUCCUGCAAAGGAGGGAACAAAUGAGGCCAUUCGUGCUGAAGUUGUGAAGGAGGGAAUAAGCAAACAAAUUGUGCAAGAUAAUGAAUCCGUUAAGGAUGAUGUCCCUUCUGUCAUACUUCAGUCAGUAAAUUCAGAAGAUCCAGUUGUUGAACCUAAGGGGGAUCACAUACUCCAGGUAGAAGAUGCUACAGGUGAUGGAAACAUGGCAGUUUCUGAUGUAAAGGUUGCCAUGUUGGAAAUGAAUAUAACAGAUAUCGUUCAAACACAAGAUCUCAACUCGGCAUCCGAAGACAGGAGUGUACCAUUGCCGUGAAUUCGUGUGACCAAGUUGAGGAGGAGGUAAACAAAGAAGUUUUCCCUGAGGAUGCACUUUUAUCCCAGAAUGACUGUUCUUCUGUACAGACUGGAAUGCACGAGCAGUUGGAAUUACCUGGCACUGGUGCAGCUGCAGCUGAUAAAAGUGACAAUGUUGUGGUAGAGGCAGAACCAGGUAAAGAGAUGGAGGUUGUUGAAGACGUUGCAUUGCAUGUGGCUGAAGCAUCUACUUUCCAUAAUGAGCCAAUGUCCAUUGAUUUCAUUGAUAACAAGUACGUAAAACUGGAUACUGAGUUGGGAAGUUGUGAUCAUGUACAAGCGGAGGAGCGUAAUUUUGAUGAAAUAUCUAGCACCGCUAUCGAUGAAGUUAUAUCUGGUGUUUCCAUGGAACAUGGAACUGAUGUGGCAGAUGACGCUGAACUCAGAUAUGAUACAGGAGAUGCAUCUCUUAGCGAAACUGUUGUUGACCAAGGUGAAGUUGUUACAUUGACUGAUGAUAAAGCUGCUAUUGUAGAUGAAGUUAAACCCUCUUCUGCUACAGGAAGUGAAUCUGAUGUGGCUCGUGAAGCUGGUAAUGUUUCACAAAUAGUCG